AUGGCGACCAUUACAGAGGUCUCCAAGAGGUCAGAGGUGAAAGAAGGCGUAAUACCAUCACAUGCACGCAGCGCUCUCCCGCGGGGUCCCGGAACGCUUCCUGAGCUGACGGUCACGUCCAGCUCCCCUAGGCGCACGCGGUCUGGAAGAGCUGCAGUUGCGACGCGCGCGAUCAGCACAGAAAGGCAAAGAGUACCCAAAGCCCUCAGGCCGGUAGACUCGGAGGUUGACCGGAAAGAUGAUCGCGCAUCUGCAUCCACCAAGCCGGAUGGCAGCUCGACGUCCAGGGCUCGAACAGCGUCACCAAUUGCAACCAAAGAGGGACAUGGUGCGCCGUCCUCGACAAGCAUCACGAGGGAGUCACGGCAGGCCAAGGUAGCCGAAAGGCUGAGACAAAAGGCGAAGAGGGCAGCGUCUGGUAAGACUUUGGUGUCUCAAGUGAACGAGCAGGCGGGGGAGCGUGCAGGGGAUCAUGAGUCGCACCGUCAGCAAGAAGAGGCGGAAGGAGAGGACACGAUGAGAGUGGUCUUGUCCACCUCUUCAGACGGGUCGAGCGCGCAUUCUACCUCGGACAAGGAGAAUGUACCACUCGCUCAGGUCUCUCAGAAGGGCAAAGCAAAGGGCUGGCAUCUGACUCAAGACCAAGAAAAUUCGGGUUCGAACGCUUCCUCCUCUUUUGGGAAGAUGGAAGAGCAGCAGCAUUCGACGCCCAUUGCUGCUCGAACUUCUGAGCAGCGGGCCAGGCAAGAUGCGAGGGUCCGAACUCCGCUUGUCGCGCUCCCUUUAGAUGAUGAAAGACAGCCACGUCUGAGUACUUCGUCCAUACUCGACGCGCACAGGCUCGGCUCGCGGUCGUCUGGCCGCUCGAACGGCUCUCGAGACUCUGAAGGCGAGAGGGAGGGUCUCAAUCUCGGAGUCAUAGCUGAUCGACCAGCCAGACCGGCGGAUUUGAGCUCGCACGCGCAGCUUUCUCGUCUAGCUUUGCCAAACAAAGCGACAUUCAAGAACUUUGAUCCGAGCCGCAGGACCACGGUCAGAUCUCCCCUCGUUCCUGCAAACGACAGCGAAGGUGCAUUCGACAAGCUCAGAAGGGAAAGACCUGAAGCUAGCUCGACAAAGGAAAAGGUGGCUCGAAUGUUUGCGUCCCCAUCGUCUAGAGGUGCUUUGCGAGCCUCUCGAGGCAAACCUAGCAUUCCUUCCAGCGAUGCGGCCCGUUCUCUCGAGGGACAGAUCAGAUCGGAACCUUUAUCGAAAGGUACUAUCAGCAAACAUCCACGAGCUGGGCAGGUCAAGGUGGAGGCGCCGCCUAUAGUAAGGCUCGAAGAUGAGUCCAUCGACCUGGACGAUCCAUUUGGUUUCGAACAGGCUGAAGAUAACCUCAAAGCAAGGAGAGCUGAAGCAAGACUGGCGUCCGGGAAGGAAACGCAGGAGGCGAACGAGAUUGAUAAUGCAUCCUCUGAGCAGACCAGCAAGACAGGCGCAGAGGAUGCAAGGAAGCAGGAGACUCGGGAUGGAAGUGCAAGCUCGAGCCAGCUGGAGCGAGCGCAGCGAGCUCGACGUGCAUUCUCCGCAAGCAACUCCAUCGGCUCCUCGGAAUCUUCGCUGCCUGACGCUUCCACAACCCUGCUUCAGAACACGACCACGCGCAGGGCAUUCAUUGGCGAGCAGUCGAUGGAAUAUGGCGGCGAGGAAGAGGCAGAGAUUACUGCAGAGCUAGCUCCCAUUCGCAGAUCUACUAGACGAAAAGUAGCUACUUCCAAAGCUCUUGAAUACUCGCUCGCAAGUUCAUCGGAAGGGUCUGCAACAAUCUCCAAGAAGAGUUCGCUGCCGAGCGCGCGAGAUGAAGUGAUCGCCUUUUCAUCAACCUCGAGUAGCUCGAUCAAAGACGCGGACAGCGAGACUGGUUCGGAACCAGAAGAAUCGGAUCGUAUGACAUUGGAUGAUCUGGUGAGACUUUUACCUAGAGCUGGGAAAGGCUUGCAGAAGCGCACAGCCCGAUCUAGCCUAGGCGGCGCUACGAAGCGCAAAGGCCCGGGCGCCAAAGCCUCCACUCGUACAAAUUCGAGAAGCCGUACUCGAGCGACGAAGAAGGAUGCAAAGUCCACACGACGCAAAGUCGAUCUUGUCGAAAACCAAAGUGAAAGCGAGGCGCCUGAGCUCAGCGGCCAAGACUCUGAUGUCCAGAUUUCGAAAAGGAGGCGCAAGGCAUCGACAACUGCAGCAGGAAAAGUCCAGUCUGGCAAGAAGCAGAAGAAGGGUCAAGAAGAGUCUUCAUCAGUCGGCACGCGUGCAUCUUCUCGAUCCCCCGCCAAGGGACGACGAGUCAGGCGAGGCCAAGAAGGUUCGGCUCGUCGUGACGUUCGUGACGCCUCUGCACCUGCGUCCGAUCGAGCAGGAGGCGAACAUCAAGACACAUCUAGAACCCGAACUCGCAAGAGGAGGAUCCGAGAGAUGGAGGAGCUGGAUCGCUUCCAAUUAGAGUCAGAGUUUGUUAUCUGA
Molecule: messenger RNA, 2499 nt
Organism: Ceraceosorus guamensis
Lineage: Eukaryota; Fungi; Basidiomycota; Exobasidiomycetes; Ceraceosorales; Ceraceosoraceae
Exons: 2
Coding region: 1-2499 (832 amino acids)
Source: RefSeq, a predicted model, not a curated record